AUGGUGGCCGCAAGUCGACUUCUUCACGUGCCAUUCAAGACGACCAUGCGCAACAUCACCGAACUUCCCGUCGUCGUGAUGACGACGAUAACAACGACCGCUCACCCAAACGCACUCGUUAUCCUCGGCGAGACCGCUGUCAGCCGGCCCGCACAUCAACGACCGAUCAAUCUCGGCGCAACCAAGACACCAACAAUCGAAGUACUCGCGAUAACAGCCGGCGCCGCUCCUCUGCGGAUGGUCAUGCAUCACGUGUCACCGUCUCGGUCUCCACCCAGGUUCCGUCUCCACCUUCUCCUGCUCCGUCUCAUAAAUGAUAAUGCCAUGCGCCUCAAGUUGCCUCCCUCGAUGUCACGUGUUCAUGACGUGUUCAACGUCGAUCGACUUAAACACUAUCACCCCAACGAAGCCAAACGAACCACCGGCGAAGAAAUGUACAUUGUCGAGAAACUGCUCAAGAAGUGCCAGUUUAAACGCAAGUUGGAGUACUUGGUCAAGUGGCAUGGACAUCCCGAAAGCGAAGCCACGUGGGAACUGAUGAAGGACAUCAAGCAUGUUGUGCACUUCAAGCAACUCGUCCAAGACUUGGAGUCAAGGCGUUUCAAGGUGUACAAAGACGUCAGGGGGGAGAAUGUAGCGAUGUGGCAGGUGGGGGUAACGGCUUGCCACCACCUUGCCCACACCCAGCUCCUAAGACUCACCCUAGCUAAUGCUUGCCUGGGAAUGUGUCUCAAGGGUAAGUAUGGCUUAGAAUCGCUAGCCUAG
This is a messenger RNA of Aphanomyces astaci, 765 nucleotides long. RefSeq lists its product as hypothetical. The transcript has 2 exons. Bases 1 to 765 code for a protein of 254 amino acids. The record is from RefSeq and is a predicted model, not a curated record. Lineage: Eukaryota; Oomycota; Saprolegniomycetes; Saprolegniales; Verrucalvaceae.